Molecule: messenger RNA, 1023 nt
Organism: Biomphalaria glabrata
Lineage: Eukaryota; Metazoa; Mollusca; Gastropoda; Planorbidae
Product: type-1 angiotensin II receptor-like
Exons: 1
Coding region: 1-1023 (340 amino acids)
Biological process (GO): neuropeptide signaling pathway
Cellular component (GO): membrane
Molecular function (GO): neuropeptide receptor activity
Source: RefSeq, a predicted model, not a curated record
AUGAACAACUUUACCGAAGGAUUCGCUUUGAUGGAUACAGACUUCCCCUCGGAUCCUAUAUUAGACGUAGUAAUUGGCGAAUGGUCAACUAUUGUCGGGGGAGUCUUUCUAGGGAGCGUCAGCUUGCUAGGGGUCAUCUUCAAUGCUGUCAACGUCAUCGUCUACGCCAAGAUGGGUCAAGAAGACUCGGUCAAUAUCGCUCUUCUAGCACUGUCCCUGUCCGAGCUGGGUGCCUCAAUCGUCCUCCUACUGAUCAGUUGCUUUGGCGCCCCACAGCUGGCGGCCAGUAAUGUUCCUGUGAUUUACUUAAUCAGCUGGUUCCACGUGAUCUUCUCCCGCGUCGCCAGCUGCCUCACCGCGUUUAUCACACUUGAGAGGUACCUCUGCGUGGCGAUGCCCCUGAAAGUGAAACUGUACAUCACAAUGAAGAGAACGAUUGUUAUUGUCUCUGUUAUUUACGCUGGUAUGACGAUCAGCAUGGUUCCGCCGUUUUUCUCCAGAAAGAUUGAAUCAGUCUUGAUGCCCGGAACUAACUGGACAGUGCUUACAUUCUUCUUCAGGGACGAGAAUAGCCAGGGUAUGGAGAGAAUUUCUAUUACUGUCAAUAACGUGACAUUGUUGCUGGCUUUUGCUGUCGUGUUUAUCUCUACGUUGCUUCUUGUCGUCACACUGAAAAGAAAGUCGAGAUGGCGCAGUGAAGCCUCGUCGGCUUCGCGAAGUGACGUCACUUCCAGUCGAGAUCAAAGAGUGAUAAAGAUGAUAACUUUAAUCGCCCUUAUUUUCAUCGUGAGUUACCUGCCCGUCGCUUUGACAACAGCGGCUAUGCUUGGCGUCCCUGGAUACAGCAUGGAAGGAAAAUAUAACAAGAUAUUCUCCAUAACUUGGGGAAUAGAUUUCUUUUUAGAAGGCACCAACGCUACAGCCAGUAUCUUUGUUUACCUGACAAUGAGCUCAAGAUAUAGGUCAGUGCUCAGGAAGCUGCUGAAAUGGAAUACCCACAUCAGUUCCACUCGACUACCCUGA